GGAAAACUCUAUAAGCCCAAUGGUAUCAACGUUUUGUUGAGGUGGGAAUAUAUAAGCAUUCCACGCCACGACGAUAAUUUACGAAAGUAACGGAGACUUGCCCCAGACAACAACGAAAGGAAAACCCGAUCCAAAACUCUCUCCGAAAAAGGGGAAAAAAGUAAACCGGAAAAAAUAUGUUGCAGAGACCCGCUCGACGCUGUGAAGGCACCGCUAUGGGCGCCAUAGUUCUCGACCUCCGUCCCGGUCUUGGCGUCGGACCUUUCACUCUCGGGAUGCCUAUAUGUGAAGCUUUUGCUCAAAUUGAACAACAGCCUAAAAUUUACGAUGUUGUUCAUGUGAAGUAUUAUGAUGAGGAGCCAUUAAAGCUUGAUAUUGUUAUAAGUUUUCCAGAUCAUGGCUUCCAUCUCCGUUUUGACCCAUGGUCUCAGAGGUUGCGCCUUAUCGAAAUUUUUGAUAUCAAACGUCUUCAAAUGCGCUAUGCCACUUCUUUGAUAGGAGGACCAUCUACUCUUGCUACCUUUGUAGCUGUCUAUGCACUUUUUGGUCCAACCUAUCCAGGAACUUAUGACAAGGAUAGAGGUGUUUAUACCCUAUUCUACCCAGGUCUUUCUUUUGCUUUUCCUAUUCCGAGUCAGUAUUCAGAUUGCUGUCACGAUGGGGAAGCGGAAUUGCCUUUGGAGUUUCCUGAUGGCACAACUCCUGUUACCUGCCGCGUAUCCAUAUAUGAUAGUUCUGCAGGCAAAAAAGUUGGCGUUGGAUCCUUAAUGGAUAAGGCAUCAGCACCUCCAUUACCUACUGGCAGCAUUUACAUGGAAGAGGUGCAUGCCAAGCUUGGUGAAGAAUUGUUUUUCACUGUUGGAGGGCAACAUAUUCCUUUCGGCGCAUCACCACAGGAUGUCUGGUCUGAAUUAGGGCGUCCUUGCGGAAUCCAUCAAAAGCAGGUUGACCAGAUGGUUAUUCACUCUGCUUCUGAUCCUCGACCGAGGACAACUCUUUGUGCUGAUUAUUUCUACAAUUAUUUUACUCGUGGUUUGGACAUCUUAUUUGAUGGCCAGACUCAUAAAGUCAAGAAGUUCGUUUUACACACGAACUAUCCUGGUCAUGCAGAUUUCAAUUCAUACAUAAAGUGCAACUUUGUUAUCCUAGUUGGAGGAUCAUUCCCGGAUGUUAACAACUACAAAAAUCGAAUUACUCCAAGCACCAAAUGGGAGCAGGUCAAGGAAAUCCUUGGUGACUGUGGCCGAGCGGCUAUUCAAACACAAGGUUCUACCAGCAAUCCUUUUGGCUCUACUUUUGUUUAUGGCUAUCAGAAUGCUGCAUUUGAGGUUAUGAAGAACGGCUAUAUUGCAACCGUGACACUCUUCCAGUCCUGAUAAUAAGCAAUCUCUUGUCCGAUAGGUUGUUCCUCUGCACAUCUGAAAGGUGCGUUAUGCUUACAAUCAUUGAUGCAAAGUAUAAUUUGUACACUCUUAUGGGGAAAGCAACAAUAAUUGUACAGUAAUGUAUUGAUUUGUAUAGUUGAUUUGUGAUUUAGCAUACAUUGACCAUGUAUCUUCUGUAAUUAUUCUUCCUUAAAGUGGAACACUACAUUGUUUUUUAA
This is a messenger RNA of Gossypium raimondii (Peruvian cotton), 1603 nucleotides long. Its product is annotated as PHAF1 protein At3g51130. Lineage: Eukaryota; Viridiplantae; Streptophyta; Magnoliopsida; Malvales; Malvaceae. The record is from RefSeq and is a predicted model, not a curated record. The transcript has 14 exons. The coding region runs from base 177 to 1376 and encodes 399 amino acids.